AUGUCCCCGCUCAAUGUCGUCACUUCUGGUGUUGAUGGUAUGAGCUCCAAUUUACGAGAUCUCAGUAUUCACCUUCAGCAACUAAAGUUGGUGGACACUACUAUCGCAUAUGACUUUUUGUGUCCUUUAGAUGAAAAAGGUCAGCCUAAACCGGGUUCAUUGCAGUUGAACUGGCCCUACCUAGAGGUAUUAGAACUUGAGGGUAUACCACCUUGGCUUCCUUCAGGAGAACCAACUUAUCAUAACACACCGGAAGACCAAAGCGAAAUCGACGAGAUUGAAAAUUGGGAAGACGUGAUAUGCGAUGUCGAAGCGGGAUGGGGCGGGCCGGAAUUACCGACUGAAGAACAUUUCCAUCGACUUCUCAUAUCGCUCGGCUAUGCGGCCCAGCGCAUGCCCCGUUUAAAGAACUUGAAAAUUGAGGUGGUGAGCCAUCGCCAGUUUACCUUCUGUCUUCAGAACAAGGCCGAGAUUAUCUUGAAAUGGGAAUGUUUUCACCCAUAUCGGCCAGAUAGUCGGGUGGCAAAGGCGUGGGAUUUUGACUUGGAUGAUGUGAAAAGUCACUCCCAAUACGAGGAUGAAAGUUCUGUGAUACUUCGAACCUGGCCGCCCAACACCCCUAUCUAG
Penicillium arizonense is the source of this 627-nucleotide messenger RNA. RefSeq lists its product as uncharacterized. Bases 1 to 627 code for a protein of 208 amino acids. The transcript has 2 exons. The record is from RefSeq and is a predicted model, not a curated record. NCBI's taxonomy places the organism in Eukaryota, Fungi, Ascomycota, Eurotiomycetes, Eurotiales, Aspergillaceae.